AUGGCCGCGUUCCUGGGUGGCGUGACCCCCAACGUGCCCGGCAUUGUCAAUCUGGGGUUCCAGCUGGCCAACAAGCUGAACAUCUAUGGCCUAGGGAUCAAAGGCGCAGACUCGGACAUUGAAGGUCUGGUCGACCAAAUUUUCGGCACAGCAUCAACUCUUGCUCAGCUCUGGGACUCUCUCAGCACUGACAAACAUGAUCCCUUGACCGUCUAUACGGACGCCGGCCGCAGAGAUGUCGAAGACCUUGCGGACCGCUGCGCAAAGACCUAUGUCACCAUUAUUCGCACCGUCUACAGAGCCAGUCUGGCGGCCAAAGUCGUCGAAGACAUUUGCCUGCACACUGUUCGUGUAGAGGACCUGAAGGCCGCCAGACUCUGCGCCAUCAGCUCAAACAUGAAGUGGGGACUGGUCGCGGACGCUUUCGAGACCGCUUACAAGCAGUUGAAGUGGUUGUUCUCCAGUCUUCUGCUGCAUAUGCAGGUGUUUGAUGUUGCUCGUCUUCAGAUCAAAGCGCCACGAGCUCCCGGCAGCUUCGACGAGGAGCUCGCUUCAAGGGCUUUGGCAAGUCGCCUGCUGCAGCAGCGGAACAAGACUGUCAAGAAUCUCGUAGAAGACUACGAGAGGAAGGCGGAAGAGAAAGCUAAGAAGGAAGCUAGACUGGCUAGAAAGGUUGCAAAAGCUGCCGAAGCCGCCGAAGCUGCAGCGGCCGCGGAGGCUGCGGAGGCCGAUGCCGUGAGCGUCUGCUCAAACGACGAUGCGGCUUCCUGGAAGUCCGGAGAGACAGCCAAGGACUCUAGACCGCCCUCGGUUUGUGGCGACAAAGCUGCCGAUGAGAAGAAGCCGGCUACUGCUGAGGUGUGCGCACCACCGCCUCCUCCGGCCGUCAUUGAGAUUCCGCCGCCACCUCCAGUCUUCCAACCUCCAACGCCUCCCCCUGAGCCCAUUGAUAUCAAGCUACUGAAACCAAAGCGCCGAUUCCCUGCGAAGGUAUUCAACAGCAUGGCAGAGUGGAUGCGCGGUCUAUUUGGCCGCGCUCUUCCGCCUCUGGAUCAUCUGGAGCUUGAGGCGACCAUUCUCUACAGCGCAGACCAAAGCUCUUGCGUCCAGCCUCCUCCCUUGUCCUUCCAGCCGAAGAUGCUCCUCCGCCAACUCAAGCGCGUUCUCAGGAAGGCCGGAGGCAACCCAGGGGACCAGCUUAUUGGCCUAGACGCUCAGUUCCGACUGGCCGUGCAAAAUGCCCCACGACGUGCCCAGAAAAAGGAUGGCCGGGUCAGAAACCUGAUUGCGGUUGACACCUGCAACUUGCCCAACUAUGUUGUCGCAUACAUGUCCAUGGAGCCCGCUCAGGAGCCCGUUCAUCUGACGGACCCCCUCGGCCGCAAGACGGCUCUGCCGUACGAACAGUGCCGUACUUUAAAGGGUGCGCGUACCAUCAUCCAUAGCCGCUUCCGUGACAUUAACAGAAUGUGGCCCAUUGUUCGGGACGGUGCCUUUGAGAUUGUCACCGGAGAUGACGUAGUCAUUACUCCCGCAGCUUGGGAAACCACCAUCAAGCCUGGUGCCGUUCUGACGAUGAGGCUCUCUGCCUUUGCCGAUGGCAUUACUCCCGGCACGCCUGACAGUCAAACCUGGGAAGAACCGUACAUGGGACCACCGCCGCCGCCACCGGGCAUGUUCCCACCGGGCGUGCGGCCUCCAGGUGGCAUGCGGCCGCCGGGUGGUUGUGGCGUCCGUCCGGGUAUGGGCAUGCCGCCUCCGGGACCCCCAGUGUAUCAUGGAAGACCGGGCGGAGAGAUGCUUCAAUGGAUGGCAGGGGGCGUGCCGCCGCCUCCACGACCCCAGGCUCUUCCACGCGGCGUCAAUAUCAUCAACGUUGCCCCUCCGCCCCCGCGCCGCUGGCCCCGCGCCGCGUCGUCCGUGUCGAGCUGGCUCACCAGCUCCACGAGCAGCAGUGAGCGAGAGAUGGAAGAGUGGGAGCUUGGCUUUGAGCCCGAAUUCGGGUCUGAGCCUACUCGCGAGAAGGAAAUGAACGAGGAGCUCUGGGGUAACCUCGGCCGGAUCGUGGCUCAGUGGACGAACGCCACGGACACCGAGUUCAACACCGACUCGGGAACCAUGCCGUGGUAUGAUGACGCCGAGUCGAACGGCUCUGCGUCCAGCUACCCGUCCUCGUGCUCUUCGGACGAGAUUGUGGACGACUGA
This is a messenger RNA of Colletotrichum karsti, 2205 nucleotides long. RefSeq lists its product as uncharacterized. The coding region runs from base 1 to 2205 and encodes 734 amino acids. The record is from RefSeq and is a predicted model, not a curated record. NCBI's taxonomy places the organism in Eukaryota, Fungi, Ascomycota, Sordariomycetes, Glomerellales, Glomerellaceae. The transcript has 3 exons.